UAAACAAAUGACGAAUCUCAUCUCGAUUGUAAAGAACGUAGCGCGUCACUAUUGUGUUGCAUAUGUGUGUUGUACGGAAUUGUUUGUGUUAUCUAUCAUGUUUUUAUCAAAAAAGUGAUGUUUGUGAACUUGUAUGGAUAUAAAUCUACGCUUAUUUAGUGAAUGGUCCAUCUGGAUGUUAAAAAAAGAAAAAUGUCCCGCCAUGAGAAGGCAAAGAGCGGCUUUCCAAAAUGCAGCGUGUUCGCAACCGAAUAACAUGUAAAGACGAUGAACUGAAAAUGAGUGAUGAAUAGUGCAAGUGUUAAAAUAAGUGAAAUGUAUAAAAACAGUGAGUCAAAAUGAGUGAGAGAAACUACAAUAGUUUGCCGCGGCUGAAAAGGAAAGAAACAUGGAGAAGAAAGGGGCUGGACACAUGGUUCGGGAGGCCGAAAAAGGGUGGGGGGCAGAUCGAGCGAGGCUACGACACGGUACCUCGAGGGACGGAGCCGAGGGCUGAGGAUGACGAGCCCUCGGCCGCCGCGGAGUACACCAGCAAGAUAGAUGCCUUAGAUGACGCUCAGCUGCAUCGGCGGUUUGAGGAAAUGCUGGCGGAUAUGAAUCUCAAUGAAGAGAAGAAGGAGCCGUUAAGAAAGUACCCUCGCGAUCAGAAGAAGAAGAUGCUGGUUGCCUAUAAAUUUGUUAAUACGCAGGAAGGCCGCUCCAAGUUCGAGAAGCCAUCAGACUAUGUUACGUACCUCAACCAGCCGGAGCUCUCAGUUGGCAAACUCCACGGAUGCUUAGAGAAUCUGAGGAUAUCGCUGACCAACAACCCGCUGUCCUGGAUCGAGGAGUUUGGCACUAAAGGCAUUGAGAGCCUGCUUACUACGCUUAACCAGUGUUAUACGAAUGACUCCCGCUACGACAGAGUGCAAUACGAGUGCAUCAGAUGCCUCUCAGCAAUCCUCAACAACACAGUCGGCAUCCGCACCAUGUUCGAGUGCCGGGAAGCUCUGCCGGUGCUGGCCAGGAGUCUCGACGCCAGGAAGCCGCACUGUGCACUCGAGGCCGCCAAGGUGCUAGCAGCAAUAUGUCUGAUCCCCAACGGUCAUGAGAAGGUACUCGAAGCCAUCACGAUGGCCGGCGAGUCGAGCAGGAAACCUCGGCUGCUCCCCAUCAUUGAGGGUUUGGAGACGAAGACACCUGAGAGUUUGAAGACAGGCUGUAUGCAACUUAUGAACGCGAUAAUCACAGAGCCAGAGGAAUUGGAGUUCAGGCUACAUCUGCGCAGCGAGUUCAUGAGGACUGGACUUUAUGAUUUGAUAGACGAGCUCCGCGCGGGCGCUGAAGGAGCUCGGCAGAUCCAGAUGACGGUGUUCGACACGCACGCCGCCGCCGACCAGGACGAGUUCCUCGCCAAGUUCGACGACGUCAGAGUGGAUUUCAACGAUGUGAAUGAAUGCUUCGAACUGGUCAAGAAUCUAGUGAUGGAUACUCCGGCGGAACCUUACCUACUGUCUAUAUUACAGCAUUUGUUGUUCAUCAGAGAUGAUGAGCUUAUUAGGCCAGCAUACUACAAGCUAGUGGAAGAAUGUAUAACGCAGAUAGUUCUACACAAGAACGGCUACGACCCCGACUUCAGAGCCACGCAGAGAUUCAAUAUAGACGUGCAGCCGCUUAUUGAUGGACUUAUUGAAAAAUCCCGAGCGGAAGAAGAGAAGAAAGUCGAAGAGUUACGCACUAAGCUCGAAGCCGCCAUCGCAGCCCGACAGGAGGCCGAAGCCCGAGCUGCGCACUUAGAGGAGAGGCUGAAGGCCGGACAAGCUGUGGGGCCGGCCGGCUUAACUCAUGGGAAUAUCGCUGCUAUUGCUAAGGUGAUAGGCAGUCCCGGAGGCCCGGCGCCUCCGCCCCCACCACCCAUGCCUGGAGGGGCCGGCCCGCCGCCGCCGCCGCCAAUGCCGAUGUCAGGUGGCACGGGCGCACCUCCGCCGCCGCCCAUGCCCUCAGCAGGUGGAGGUCCACCACCGCCUCCCCCGCCGCCGAUGCCGGGCGGGCCUCGCGGGCCGCCGCCGCCUCCGAUGCCGGGUAUGGGGCCUCCACCGCCGCCUAUGAUGGGUGGGCCCAGGCCGCCGCCGCCGCCCGGUGGGCUUAUGAUGCCGAGGAUGCCCCAACCCGACGUAUUACCUCACGGUUUGAAGCCCAAACGCAAGUGGGAGGUAGAAGGACCGUUAAAACGUGCCAACUGGAAGACCAUAGUGCCGCAGAAGAUGUCAGAAAAAGCUUUCUGGGUUAAGGUACAAGAAGACAAAUUAGCUUCACCAGACAUUUUAAGCGGUUUAGCGUUGAAGUUUUCAAGUAAACCGGUCACUAAGAAAAACGAAGAUGCAGUUGACAAGGUCCACACGCUAAAGAAAGUCAAAGACUUAAAGGUGCUAGAUAGUAAGGCUGCUCAGAACCUGUCUAUCCUACUGGGCGGCUCGCUCAAACACAUGUCAUAUGAGCAUAUCAGGACGUGCGUGCUCAGAUGCGAUACUACCGUGCUCACUGCCAACGUGCUCGACUUGUUAAUACAGUACUUACCCCCAGCGGACCAGCUCAAAAAGCUAGCCGAACUAAAAGUGAACAGCGAAGAGUUGACGGAGGCGGAGCAGUUCGCGGCCACCGUGGCUGACAUCAAGCGCCUGGUGCCCAGGCUCAGGAGUCUGGCCUUCAGGGAGCACUAUGCCGAGGUCAUCUCUGAAGUUAAACCCGACAUAGUAUCAGGCACGGCCGCAUGCGAAGAAGUCAAGUCCAGUGAGAAGUUCGCCAAAAUACUAGAAUUGCUACUGUUGUUAGGAAACUAUAUGAAUUCCGGGUCCAAUAACGCGGGCGCUUAUGGCUUCGAAAUCAGUUUUCUUACUAAGUUAACAGCGACGAAGGAUCUAGAGAACAAACAAACGUUAUUACAUUACUUAGUAGAAACCAUAGAGAAUAAGUUCCCCGAAGUGCUGACCUUCGCAGAAGAAAUGCCUCAUGUCGACAGAGCCGCACGAGUGUCGAUGGAGAAUCUCCAGAAAUCUCUAAAGAAGAUGGAGAAUGACAUCAAGUCGUUGGAAAUGGAUCUAAAUAACUCCAGAGUGCCUCAGUGUUCAGAUGAUUUGUUCAAUGAAUCUAUGAGUUCGUUCGCAAUAGAAGCUCGCGGACAAUGCGACCUCCUACACUCGAUGUUCCGCAAGAUGGAAGCACUAUACUCGGAGCUGGCGGAGUACUACGUGUUCGACGCGCACAAGUACACGCUCGAGGAGUUCUUCUCCGACAUCAAGACCUUCAAGGACUCCUUUAUCGCGGCCCACACAGAGGUAUCAGCAGCCCGCGAGGCGCACGCCCGCGCCGCCCGCGCCCGCAGCGCGCGCGCGCAGGCCGAGCGCGAGCGCAGGGACCGGACACACCGGUACAAGCAGCUGCUGGAUAUACAUCAGGCUCAGGAUGGUGUUAUGGACAGUUUGAUGGAGGCUCUACAAAGCGGGUCCGCGUUCAGUCGGGAACGGCCUAGGAAGAAAGCUAAUCCGAGAGUAGCUGGAGCUGAAAGAAGAGCACAGUUAAGUCGGUCGAGAUCGCGGUCAGGUUUAACGGGCGCUAUGACUACGAGGGAGUUAACUAAUGAAUUGCUGAGCAACGCGUGAUGAAACUCACACCAAGUGAUAUUAGGAACUUAAUAUGACAUUGACAUUCGAUUUUUUCACAGCAAAUUAUUGUCUUUAUACAAAUUAGUGAAAGCCCCAGAUAGAUUUAAUUUCUUAAAUAAAUAAUUAAAAAUUUUGUAGGGUAAAAGUAGUAGCUUUGUAUUUUUCAAAGUUGUAUAAAAUGGAAACUAGCGAAAUAUAUUAUUUUUAGUUAAAAUAUUUUUAUUGAAAAAUUUAAAAUUUGCUGUGAAUACUUCGAGUGUUUCAUUGGAUUUAUAUUGCAUGAAUGAUGGCUCUUACAAUAUUUUUUAAUUGCAAAAUUUUUCGUCAGUCAGACUCGAACUACGGCCUAUUUUUCUUCACACAUAAAAAGUACCCCAAACUGACAAAAAAAACUGUUGUUAGUUUAGGGCCCAAGUUCACCGACAGCAAAACGUCCGUUUUUCUUAGAAUACAUCACUUUUGAAUUGGACGUGAAAAUUCACAAUAUCAUUAAACAUCCUUGCCAGUCGUUACGGGUAAUCAGAAGCCAGUAAGUAUGACACCAGUCUAACCAAGGGGUAUCGGGUUGCUCGGGUAACUGGAUUGAUGAGGUCAGAUAGGCAGUCGCUCCUUGUAAAGCACUGGUACUCAGCUACGUCCGGUUAGACUGGAAGCCGACCGCAACAUAGUUGGGAAAAAGGCUCGGAGGAUGAUGACAGUUGUUUUAAGAAAACUGACGUUUAAGUGUCGGUGUAGGGUCCAAAAGUUUGUGCAAUAUAAAUUCGAUAGCAUAUAGCAAAUAAGUAUAAAAUAAUAAUAUUAUUUUGUAAACUUGGAAACGUAAGAUACUUGCGUUCAAAUUAAAAAAAAAACGAUACGAAAUUAAUGCAUAGAUAUGUCAUAAAUAAAUAAAAAAGACUUUUUGUACUAGUUUUAGUAAGUUGGUACUUUAAAAUAGCCUACUGUAUUACCCUAAUUUGAUUUGGGCUAAAAUACUUAUUUAGUUAUAUUUCACCAUUUUUCUCUAAAUAAUAAAAUCUAGUGAAAAUCUUCCUCAAUUCUUGUACAUAAAGCUUGAUAUUACUACUACAAAAAAAUUUCAAUUUUUUUUCUCCCUUAAAAUAAAAAUUAAUAUCCAUAGAUUUAAGGCAUCUUCAAUAAAAAAUAGGUAUUUUAAAGUACCAAGUUAUUAAAUUAUUUCAUAUGCGUAUACAUAUAAAUUGUCCAUUUAUGUCUGUAUAUAUUUGCUAUUUAAUGUGGUAAUCAGUACUGUAAGUAGAUGCUAAUUUUUAGUAUCAGCCUUAUUAGCUUAUAAAAUCGCGUUCUGUCGUCCCCACUCCAAAUUACUUUGAAAUGGGGGAUAAAUUUUCUUUUUCAUCUUUUCCUAGCUGAUGUCUAGAUGGCUCUGAUCUUGGUACGUUACUGGAAAGAACGGAGCGUCAAAUCUUAUCAAAGUCAUAUAAAUUUCAAGUCGUAUAAGGAAACGUACUUAUGUUGAAUUGCAAAAUUAUUUGCCGCGAACGGUAGGUCUAUUUUUUUUUCUGAACUUGAGCUUUGUUUUUGAUAUUGACUAGCUGUUUCCGGCUGAUUUAUUUGAGAACUUCUCUUUAAAGAAAUCUAUAAAAAUACAGGUAGUCAAUAAAAAUGUGGCUUUUAUACAUUUAAAAACUAUGGCCUGAUUAUUACAAAUAUAUUGCAUAUGACAAGUUUCAAGUGCUGAUUUUGUUCAUCCGAUUUCACUAUGUGAAUGCUAUAAUAAAUAUGUCUACAAUUCAAUUAAUAUAAAAUUAUCUUAACCCCCCUUUUAAACAGCUCUCAUCAAUACGCUUUAUAAAUAUUAAACAAUUAUUAUUUUCAGCAAUUCACAGAAAACAAGAAGUAUUAUUUUGUGAACAGCCAUUUUUGUCCCGUCGAGCCGUCCUAAGAUAUGGUCAAUUUCCAUAGAUUUUGACCUUAAUAAUCAUAUUCAAAUGUCUCGCUACAGGCGUCAAAGUAUUCGCUUAUUAUUGUAUAGAAACAUCAAUAAUUUUUUAUUUAGUUUUAAUCUGCAUUUGUUUCAAUUUCACACGAAAAACGAUGUAAAUGUAAUGAUUUUUUUUAUUUGAUAAAUAUUACAAUUAAGUUUUUUUUUUUAAUGUGUAUAGGCUAUAGGUUAUUACAAUCAGCGUCAUAAUAAUUUAAUUAAAAUUGUCACUCGUCAUGUUAUUUCGUCACAAUUUACUUAAUUUUUCUCAUAUUUGUGAGCUUUGUCACGAAUUUGACAGAUGUCAUAAGUUUGACAGAUGUCAUAAAUGUGACAUUUCCUGUCUCCUAAAUAAUUAUGUAAUUGUACUACUUAUUUAUUGAAUAUAUUCGUCAAAUACGACGAUAAAUACAUCACUUUGGCCCCAAUGUCAUAUUUUUAAGACAUUUUUUUAGCACAAAAUUUGUUUAGCUUAUAUUUAAGACAAUAUUGAAUUGAGAAUUCUUGAAUCUGUUCGUAGCAGUGUCGCUGACUGUACCUAGUAUAUGUAUACAUGUAAAUAUAUUUUUGUAAAAUGUUACAUUUUUACUUAAUAAUAAUGUUUUUAAAACUA
This is a messenger RNA of Helicoverpa armigera (cotton bollworm), 6196 nucleotides long. It is a transcript of the gene dia, whose product is annotated as protein diaphanous. The record is from RefSeq and is a predicted model, not a curated record. The transcript is spliced from 29 exons. Lineage: Eukaryota; Metazoa; Arthropoda; Insecta; Lepidoptera; Noctuidae. Gene Ontology annotation, cellular component: actin filament. The coding region runs from base 339 to 3638 and encodes 1099 amino acids. Gene Ontology annotation, biological process: actin filament polymerization; actin cytoskeleton organization. Gene Ontology annotation, molecular function: small GTPase binding; actin binding.